CAGCAUUUGAUGAACAUCCACACCUCAAUUGCAUCCCACAAAACCAUGUACAGCAUACGACGGAGCUGCUACCAGGCGCUCCAGUCCCGGACCGCUCCUCCGAUCUUCACCACCACCACCCGACGCGCUUUUUCACAGACGCCCAUUCCCCACCGCGGUUCUCUCCCCGUCUACCUCGAGGCUUCGAAACCCGAACUCACCGACCGUCUUGCCACCACAAACAGCAGGAUCCUUCUGCCAAAGCUCCUCACUAAAGAGCAGGAGCAGCUCAUCUACAAGCCAAGGAACAAGGCGCGGCUCGAGGCCGAUCCCAUUGAAAUCACACUGGGCGAUGUCACACUACCGCUCGAGCACAUCGAUCGCAACCGCGACAUCCCGAGCCGACGGAAGAAUCUCUAUCGGAUUAUCGAAUUGAGCGAGACUAAGGAGGACUGGGAGAAUGUGCUCCGCGUUGCCAUAGGGUACGAGAGUGCAGGGAUCCACCUGAAGCCGGAAUGGAAACAGAAGGUUGUUCGGCACCUCAAUGAAGCGGGGGCACAGCACUUGAUCCUGAAAGCGCUGCAGCGCGCCAGCUCCACGGGAAUCAGCUUGCGCGACUGGGAUAUCCUUGUUGAGGUGCUUAAGGCUGCAAGAAAUAUAGCGGCGCAAGCAGACUGGGAGCAGGAGGAGCUUCAAAAGGCGUUAAAGUUCGCGGAGCAAGUGGUGGAACUCAUGGAGGACGAUGUACAUUUGGGAAGAGCGAAAGGUGAGGCGGAUUACAGGACGCAUCCAUCCGUCAUUGCGGUGCCCUUGGAGAUGGCGGCCGAGCUAGCCUACCGGCACGAAGGUGACACGGCAAGGGUGAAGAAGUACGCCGGCAAAUUAAUGAAGGGCUUGCAACAAAGGGGCUUCUUCGAUCCCGAGCAACAGACUACCCUGACAGCUCUCCGCACCCUCUCCGCAACACCCCCCUCCGACCUCCCCUCCCCUGACGAAAAAACACGCGUCUUCUUCGCCUCACUAAGCCACAUACACGCCCUCAUUCCUAUCUGGAACGCCCUGAGCACCACACGCACCGUCCUCGAUACCGAAAUGCCCAUGCCCGCUGAAGCCGAGGCCACGCAACAGAGCAUCUUUGCCGCUCUUCAGGAAGCGCUGAAGGCGCUGGAAGUUCUGGGUGCGAGGCCCAAUGGUGCGGAGAAUCGGUUCAAGAGCCAGUUGGCGACUGUGAGAGCAGAGAUUGAGCAGUGCCUGGAUGAGGGGACGGACUGA
Messenger RNA from Periconia digitata, 1251 nucleotides. NCBI's taxonomy places the organism in Eukaryota, Fungi, Ascomycota, Dothideomycetes, Pleosporales, Periconiaceae. The record is from the annotation of a GenBank genome assembly.